This is a messenger RNA of Chaetomium strumarium, 1651 nucleotides long. RefSeq lists its product as uncharacterized. Lineage: Eukaryota; Fungi; Ascomycota; Sordariomycetes; Sordariales; Chaetomiaceae. The coding region runs from base 58 to 1611 and encodes 517 amino acids. The record is from RefSeq and is a predicted model, not a curated record. The transcript is spliced from 3 exons.
GAAAUUUGCACAGACGAUGAAAGCGACGAAAUCUUGAACCAGAACCUAAGGUUGGCCAUGGCCACCUCCCGCAUAUGGUCCUUCGCACUCAAUACCGUCUCACUGCUCUGUCUGCUGACCGGGAUCUAUUAUGCGGUUCAGUUCCACAGAAAACCGCUUCUGGCAUGGGACGUCCCGACACACCUUUCCUACCAGAAGAUAGGAACCGUUGGCCACUCGCGCAGUCUGGCGCGCUAUGACGCCGAUCUCUGGAACUACGCCAUCCAAAUCUGCGGAGGAGUCAUCGCGGUGAUUACUCUUGUUGCCUUCCAGCGUCACGGCAAUGGGCAAGCACAAUGGACGACGGCCCAGCCCAAUUCGGGCCCGAGUGCGCGCCGAGCGCCCAACUCGGCGACAUCAAGCAUAUGGAACGAGUUCGGGUUCAACUUCCGCAGCAAGAUGGGUCCCAGCACCAUCUUGGCGUGUAUGACGAUUGGCGCGGGGGUCUUCUCCAGCCUGUUGGGCAUGCACCCCGCAACAUGGACGACAACGAGCCCCAUCCGCGCGGUUUCCACGGCGGCCAUCACCGCCGAGAUGACGCGCGUCCCUGCCGCGACGCCGUGGGACAUGUCGGCCGUGAUGCUGCGCAGCGCGUUCGAGCGCGUUGUUUCGACCGUCUACCCGUCCAUUCGGACGCACGGCGUCGGUGUCGCGCCGGCCCCGUGGGAGCGGAGGGGCUACCGCGUGCCGGUUGACCAGGGCCUGCAGCGACAGCACCGAGGACUGGGCCUGGGCUACGAAGUUCACGAAUUUGCCUCGACGGAAGAACCUGAUGAGCCCAACACUGUCACACACCGCUUCCACUUCUCGCCCAAGACAGACUGGCACACGCGCGGGCCGAAUCAAACCGUCACAUACGUGGACGGGAGCAAGGGGUUCAACCUCGAGACCUGGCAAGCCCUGAAGAAGGAUGGCGAUGACGCCAGGCAUGCGGACAACAUCGAGGUACACCAAAUCUUCGUGUUCACCAACGUUGGGCCAAUCAACCGUGUCCCCAGGGUCAUCCUCCUCGAUUGUCUGUACGGAGGUGCCGAUGUCAUCAGGCAAGUGACCAUGACCUCACCCCUGGAGCCUAUCUCCAUCGGGGACAUCAUGGACACCAAGGACGCUCUCGACAUGGAGGACCUGUACCCCAUGGCGUCAGCCAUCGAGAACGCCCUCGGCCGCGAUGGAGGCGCCAUGGUCGCCGGCAUGGCGGCUGCCGGAAUGACCUCGCUCGAAAUGUGGGAUCAUCUCCGCGGCCGGACGCUCGCGCUAAACGAGCUGGUCGAGCACAUCUUGGUCGACACCGCACAGGCCUACUUCAGCCUUGUCCGGCAGUGGAGGGAGGAGGCUCAAUUCUUCUCGUGGCCACGAGACGUUCCGGCGGGCCAUCUGACGGCCACCACGAAGCGCAUCGGCUGGGAUGGCAGCGCCGGCGUGGGGGGCCUGAUCGUACUCGGACUGCUUGCGCUGUUGCCGCUGACGGCGCUGACGAGUCUCUGGAGAGGGAUGAUGCGGGACUAUGGACGGAGGCAUUUUUCCAGUGAGUUCGAACUGAGGGACGGGGUGAUUAAGAAGAAAUCUGAAUAGAACUCAUUGAUUUGUUUUGCUUCAAUUGGCUUCCUCGUCA